UCCCUGGUCUGUACUUAGAGAAUUGUUCGUUUCUUUGUUUUCUUCUUCUUACUUUUUGUAAAAACCAAAACAACAACAACAACAACAAAAACCCAAAACUUUUUUCCACCUUUUUAAAAAAUGCACUACUGUGUCCUGAGCGCUUUUCUGCUCCUGCAUCUGGUCACGGUCGCGCUCAGCCUGUCUACCUGCAGCACGCUCGAUAUGGACCAGUUCAUGCGCAAGAGGAUCGAGGCGAUCCGCGGGCAGAUCCUGAGCAAGCUGAAGCUCACCAGCCCCCCAGAAGACUAUCCCGAGCCCGAGGAGGUCCCCCCGGAGGUGAUUUCCAUCUACAACAGCACCAGGGACUUGCUCCAGGAGAAGGCGAGCCGGAGGGCGGCCGCCUGCGAGCGCGAGCGGAGCGACGAGGAGUACUACGCCAAGGAGGUUUACAAAAUAGACAUGCCGCCCUUCUUCCCCUCCGAAAAUGCCAUCCCGCCCACUUUCUACAGACCCUACUUCAGAAUUGUCCGAUUUGACGUCUCAGCCAUGGAGAAGAAUGCUUCCAAUUUGGUGAAAGCAGAGUUCAGAGUCUUUCGUAUGCAGAACCCAAAAGCUAGAGUGCAUGAACAACGGAUUGAGCUGUAUCAGAUUCUCAAAUCCAAAGAUUUGACAUCUCCAACCCAGCGCUACAUUGACAGCAAAGUAGUGAAAACAAGAGCAGAAGGCGAGUGGCUGUCCUUUGAUGUGACUGAUGCCGUUCAUGAAUGGCUUCACCAUAAAGACAGGAACCUGGGAUUUAAAAUAAGUUUACACUGUCCCUGCUGCACUUUUGUACCAUCGAAUAAUUACAUCAUCCCAAAUAAAAGCGAAGAACUAGAAGCAAGAUUUGCAGGUAUUGAUGGCACCUCCACAUAUACCAGUGGUGAUCAGAAAACUAUAAAGUCCACUAGGAAAAAAAACAGUGGGAAGACCCCACAUCUCCUGCUAAUGUUAUUGCCCUCCUACAGACUUGAGUCACAUCAGACCAACCGGCGGAAGAAGCGUGCUUUGGAUGCAGCCUAUUGCUUUAGAAAUGUGCAGGAAAAUUGCUGCCUACGCCCACUAUACAUUGAUUUCAAGAAAGAUCUUGGCUGGAAAUGGAUACAUGAACCCAGGGGGUACCAUGCUAACUUCUGUGCGGGAGCAUGCCCCUAUUUAUGGAGUUCCGACACUCAGCACAGUAAGAUCCUUAGCAUAUAUAAUAGCAUAAAUCCAGAAGCAUCUGCAUCUCCUUGCUGUGUGCCCCAAGAUUUAGAUCCACUAACCAUUCUCUACUACAUCGGCAAAACCCCCAAGAUCGAACAUCUUUCUAAUAUGAUCGUGAAGUCUUGCAAAUGCAGCUAAGAUUCUUGGGAAACUGGCAAGACGAAAAUCACAAUGAUGAUGAUGAUGAUGACAACGACGACAAUGAUGAUGUUUGUGAUGAGAAAAACUUAGAGAGCCUUGGUUCAUCGGUGUUAAAAAAUUUUGAAAAAGCGGUACUAGUUCAAACACUUCCGAAGUCUGUGUUCUGUUUGUUAAAACUGGCAUCUGAAACAAAAAAAGUCGAAGGCCUUAUUCUACAUUUCACCUACUUUGUAAGUGAGAGAGACAAGAAGCAAAAUCUUUUUUUUUUUUUUAAGGAAAAAAUAAACACUGGAAGAAUUUGUUAGCGUUAAUUAUGUGAACAAACAAACAACAACAAAAACAACAAAAAACAGGAAAAUCCCAUUAAGUGGAGUUGCUGUACGUACCGUUCCUAUCCCACGCCUCACUUGAUUUUUCUGUAUUGCUAUGCAAUAGGCACCCUUCCCAGUCUUACUCUUAGAGUUAACAGUGAGUUAUUUAUUGUGUGUUACUAUAUAAUGAACGUUUCAUUGCCCUUGGAAAAUAAAACAGGUGUAUAAAGUGGAGACCAAAUACUUUGCCAGAAACUCAUGGAUGGCUUAAGGAACUUGAACUCAAACGAGCCAGAAAAAAAGAGGUCAUAUUAAUGGGACGAAAACCCAAGUGAGUUAUUAUAUGACCAAGUAAGUCUGCAUUAAGAUAAAGACCCUGAAAACACAUGUUAUGUACCAACUGCCUAAGGAAGCUUCUUGUAAGGUCCAAAAACUAAAAAGCCUGUUAAUAAAAGAAACUUUCAGUCAGAAUAAGUCUGUAAGAUUUUUUUUUCCUUUUUAAUUAUAAGUGGUUCUUUGUCAGUGUAGUAAACCAGUGAAAUGUUGAAAUGUUUUGACAUGUACUGAUCAAACUUUGGACCUUAAAGUAUUGCUAUAUGGCUGUGUUCUAGGUUUUUCCCUUUGUUUUGGUAUAUGUAACCGUACCUAUAUUAUUAAAAUCGAUGGGUAUAGAAGCCAGCAUAAUUGAAAACACAUCUGCAGAUCUCCUUUGCAAACUAUUAAAUGAAAACAUUAACUACUUUAUGUGUAAUGUGUAAAUUUUUACCAUAUUUUUUAUAUUCUGUAAUAAUGUCAACUAUGAUUUAGAUUGAACUUAAAUUUGGGCUCUUUUUAAUGAUCACUCACAGUUGUAUGUUUCCUUUAGCUGGCCAGUACUUUUGAAUAAAGCCCCUAUAUUUUGACUUGCACUACAAAUACAUUUUUUAUAGUAUUUUCUCUACUUGUGCUUUGUGUAUUGUCCAUUUCUAUGACAUAAGCUACCUGGGCCUACUUGUCCUUUUUUUUUCUUUUACAAAAAGGAUAGAUUCGAGUUCAGUGGUCUUCCUUCAUUCAUCAUCACUAAUCAAGUCAGACAUUAAAAAGCUUCUAUGUUAGGAAAACGGGAAAUGUUAUCUAUACAUGGAAUUGUUUUAGUUUUAGCAAGAGUUUAAGGAUCUGAUUAAAACUCAGAAUCUUGGUAACUGAGUUAAGAAAGGUUUCUCUACCUUGGUUAAAUGAGUUUUUUCACAUAAUUCUAUUGCUGGUAAAAAGUAGACAGUUCAUAGGAAACCUCUCUUCCUUUAAGCAGGUUUUUAGUGUUCAGGGGAAAAUGGAAAGAUAUACAUUUUAGCUGAUUUUUCAAAGGGGGGAAAAUGUCCAGGUCAGCACAAGUCAUUUUGUUUAUUUCACUGAGGUUAAGGUUUUUAUAAGUGUUUUUUGAAGGUGAGAAGGCACAAGCCAAGUUCUCCUAUGAUCAAAAAAUUCUUUCUUUCUUCUGAGUGAGAGUUAUCUAUAUCUGAGGCUAGAGUUUACUUUGCUUUCAUGAAUAAUUUGCCACAUCGUUGCAGGGGAGGUAUCCUCACAUUGGGGUUUGUAGGCUAUGUCAAUUUGUCACUUGUCACUUAUUUAGCUUUAAGAUAAAAAUUAAUAUGUAAAACAAUAGAAUAUUUGCAGUUUCACCUAAACAGCAAUGUAGUAAGGUGUGAAUCCAAAGUGAAGUUGUUUGAUAUGGUGUACUUCUUUUUUGGAAUUUCCUGACCAUUAAUUAAAGUGAAGGAUUGGAUUCGCAAGUUUGAAAACUGGAAAAGCCAGCUGAACAGCCCUUGUGUUGGAUGUAACCCAAUCCCAGAUUUGAGUGCGUGUUGAUUAUUUUUUUUUUUUUUUUGUCUUCCACGUUUCUAUUAAUUCUAUGUAAAUCACUUUUAUUUCUGCAGGUAUUUUCCUCUCAGAUAGGAUGACAUUUUGUUUUGUAUUAUUUUGUCUUUCCUCAUGAAUGCACUGAUUAUAUUUUAAAUUCUCUAUUUUAAGAUUUCUUGAAUCUUUUUUUUUUUAAUUUGGGGGUUCUAUAAGGUCUUUAUUUCCCAUAAGUAAAUAUUGCCAUGGUAGGGGAGGGUGGUGGUGGGGGAAUCGGGGGUAGUAUGGGUGUGGGGUAGCAGUUUUUAUGUGUUAAGCAGCAGUACAAUUUUAUGGUUGGCAUGGUUUAAAAAAAAUGGAAUAUAAGAAUAGUUGUUUGUAUUUUGAUGACCAAUUACGCUGUAUUUUAACACAAUGUAUGUCUGUUUUUGUGGUGCUCUAGUGGUAAAUAAAUUAUUUCAAUUAUA
Lemur catta (Ring-tailed lemur) is the source of this 3979-nucleotide messenger RNA. It is a transcript of the gene TGFB2, whose product is annotated as transforming growth factor beta 2. The record is from RefSeq and is a predicted model, not a curated record. Gene Ontology annotation, biological process: transforming growth factor beta receptor signaling pathway; SMAD protein signal transduction; BMP signaling pathway. The coding region runs from base 121 to 1365 and encodes 414 amino acids. Lineage: Eukaryota; Metazoa; Chordata; Mammalia; Primates; Lemuridae. Gene Ontology annotation, cellular component: extracellular region. Gene Ontology annotation, molecular function: type III transforming growth factor beta receptor binding; type II transforming growth factor beta receptor binding; cytokine activity. The transcript has 7 exons.